AUGAACCAUUUCUUUGAUUCUUAUAACAACACAUCGAUGGCAUUAGAGGCAAGUAAAAGAAAUACCAUUCCGUACAACGAGACUCAGAACGUUGGCGAUAUUAAUACGAACAUGUAUAGCCAUAAUAACACAAACAACAGUAUCAGCGGUAACAAUGGCAGUAACAGUAACUGCAAUCAGGGGAACAAGGUCGGUGUAGAAAAUAAAACAGAACAAUUGGAAAUGUUUGUUGAGAACAUGCUAAAUGAGUUAAAAAGCAAAAUGCAAAAUUUGUCGAACAACUUAUUGAGCAAAGUGGACAGCAUGGAAAAAUCGCUAGAUGAUCUUGAAAACAUCAUGAUUGACUUUUCAAAUAAAAGAAAUAGUUGA
Messenger RNA from Plasmodium malariae, 369 nucleotides. RefSeq names its product heat shock factor-binding protein 1, putative. Bases 1 to 369 code for a protein of 122 amino acids. The record is from RefSeq and is a predicted model, not a curated record. Gene Ontology annotation, molecular function: transcription corepressor activity. The transcript has a single exon. NCBI's taxonomy places the organism in Eukaryota, Apicomplexa, Aconoidasida, Haemosporida, Plasmodiidae.